Schistosoma guineensis is the source of this 1452-nucleotide messenger RNA. The record is from the annotation of a GenBank genome assembly. Lineage: Eukaryota; Metazoa; Platyhelminthes; Trematoda; Strigeidida; Schistosomatidae.
AUGCGCUCAUUAAGCUUGGUCGAUCGUGUAUUUUUUAAAGAUAUCUAUACCAGCAACUCACGUAAUCUCUGCUUAUACGAUGUGGACAAUGAUGGGGAUAAUGAAUUGAUAAUUGGCUCUUGGGAUUCUGGACCCUUACUGGAAAAUGGAGAAGCCAAUGCAGCAAAUAGUGAGGGUUCCGUCCACGUGCUAAAGUAUAGGAAGGUAUGGAAGGCAUCUUAUCAUCUUGGCAUGGUUUCGUGUGUUACGGCAGGUAGUAUAUACAGACCCGAUGAAACAUGGAUCAUAGCUUUGUGCGCUGAUUCACAUUGCUAUGCAUUUGAUGCUUGUGCUCUCGCUCCAGAAUCUGAAAAUAUUUCAAGUAAAUCUAAACAAAAAGUUAACGUUCAUGGUUCUUCAAAGCCUGAUCAAACUAUCAAAGCAGAAAUUGAUACAUUAAAAAUGGUUCAUCAUCAAGAAUUAGCUUACAAUGCCAAAGAUGUCUGUAUAUUUAAUGAAGGAGAAAUUGCAGUAGCUCAUUCUGAUCGUGUUGUUCGAUUAUAUUCAUGGUGUUCAUUUAAACCAACUGAUGAUAAAUCUAAAACAUCAUCAAAUAAAGUAUCAAAUUUAGGAGAAUUUAUCCUAUUAAUAAAAUGGGAAUUAGCUGGUCAGGUCAACCGAAUCGAUACAUGCCUAACACAGGAAUAUGGUCUUAUUCUUAUUGCUUCACAGCCAAGUGGAGGAUUUGCACAUUUACAUCGAAAAUUUGAAAAAUAUCACGAUAUAGUUGCACCAACAUUAACCUAUUAUCCUCCACGUGUAACAAGUUCUAAUAAUUUAGAAACACGUACAUGGCUUAUUGGUAAUGUGAAACAUUCAAAUUGUCAUAAUAAUAACAAUACUACUACUACUACUACUACUACUACUAUUAACUCAAAUAAGAGAUCAUGUUUACUUUGUUUAUGUACGGCUGAUGGAAAUAUGCGACUUGUCGAUCCAACAAUACAUGGUAAUGAUAAUGAGGAAUUAAUUAUAUGGUCAAUUCAAGUGCAUACACGUAGUGAAUUAUUUGCUUUGUGUAAAAUGAAAUUAACUAAAGAUGAUGGUGAUCAAUUAGUUGUUUGUUCAUGGGAUGGUACUACAUAUAUAUUUGAUAUAAAUAAUAAUUCAUUAUGUUUUCCAUUAGGACGUUCAUGUCAAGCAUUUACAGCUGGUUUAUAUGCUAUAGAACCUGGUCGAAAUUCACCUGUAUUAAUCUAUUCAACAUUUGAUCGUAAUACAUUAAUUUAUUAUAAUUUAUGCUUAAAUAAUGUUGCUGCACAAAGUUUACAUAGUACAAUAUUAAAUGAUCAUAUAUUAGUGAAGAAAUUCCAAUCAAAAAAUGUUGAUCCAUAUGACUCUGCACAAUUAUCCAAAGCACUUCAUUAUAUCUUAUACGAUUUACCUAAACAAGAAACUCAUCCAUUACAAUGA